Messenger RNA from Staurois parvus, 356 nucleotides. The record is from the annotation of a GenBank genome assembly. NCBI's taxonomy places the organism in Eukaryota, Metazoa, Chordata, Amphibia, Anura, Ranidae.
CAGCGGAUCACUGAUCCCGGAAAAAGGCGAAGAUGUCGGCUCGGUCAUGUGAUCAGCUGUGUCCAAUCACAGCUGAUCACUGAUCAUCAAGGCACUGAUGAUCAGUGUGCCCUGAUGAUCAGUGCAGCCCCAGCAGUGCCACCUUUCAAAGUCCAUCAGUGCCAGCUGUCAGUGUCUAUGAGUGCCACGUGCCAGUGCCUAUCAGUGCCACAUCAAUGCCACAUAUCAGUGCAUACCAGUGCACAUCAAUGCCACAUAUCAGUGCCCAUCUGAGCUGCCUUUCAGUGUCAUCCAUCAGUGCCAGUCAGUGCCACCUAUCAAUGCCAAUCAGUGCCACCUAUCAGGGCUGCCAAUCA